Molecule: messenger RNA, 1344 nt
Organism: Oppiella nova
Lineage: Eukaryota; Metazoa; Arthropoda; Arachnida; Sarcoptiformes; Oppiidae
Source: the annotation of a GenBank genome assembly
CACGGAAUCAAACAAUUCAUUCACAUCUAUAACCACAAUAAACACCGAAUCGACCGGUGCUUCAAAUGGGGCGAUGAGAUCGAGUACGUGAUCGUCAGGUUUGACCACAAGAACAAAAGGGUUCGUCUGAGUCUUCGCGCGAAAGACAUUCUCGAUAUCAUGUACGACAGGGAAGAGAGGGAAGGUGUGAAUCGACAGGUGCUGUGGAGACCGGAAUAUGGCGGCUAUCAGAUUGAGGCCACACCGGGACAGCCAUAUGGACACAAUAACGAAGGAAAUGGCGAUUAUUUUAUGCAUAAUCUGUUUAAUACAGUAGAGGAAAAUAUGAAACUACGGCGCCGGGAGAUGUAUGAACUGCUCGAUGAGGAUGAGGCGCUUAUUUGUAUGACAAAUUAUCCCAGAUUAGGCAACGAAGACAUAAGUGUCCCCUUCUGUAGAGCCGAUCCCCUGAACAGCACAACCGGCAGUAUAUUCGCAUCGGACGGACUCACAUAUACAGGUCAUCCCCGGUAUAUAAAGACGGGUCAGAAUAUUGUUGAGCGCAGGGGUCGUAAAACAGUGGCCAAUGUUCCCAUUUUUAAAGAUACCAAAACUCCCGACCCUUUCAUUGAGAUAUUCAAUGAUAAGGAGUCGAGUAGAGCGGCGAAAGUGGAUCACAUUUAUUUGGACGCCGGCGUGUUUGGGAUGGGUAUGUGUUGUCUACAGGUAACACUUCAGGCUACAAAUGUUAAUGAAGCGAUGGUGUUGAAUGACCAGUUGGCACCGUUAGCACCCAUUAUGAUGGCAUUGAGUGCCGCUACACCUAUUUUCCGGGGAUAUUUAUCGGACAGGGAUUGUCGGUGGGAAGUCCUAUCAAAUAUAAUGGACGACCGGACACUUGAAGAGUCGGGAGAAAAACCACUUAAACAUAAUAAAUACAGAAUUCAUAAAUCACGAUACGCUCCCAUUAAUACAUAUUUGUGUGAAUCUAAUGCUAAAUAUAACGAUAAUCCUAUUGUGUAUAACAAGGAGUAUUACGAUGAGAUGAUUAACGCUGGAGUCCCACAACCUCUGGCCCAACACAUCGCAUACCUAUUCAUAAGAGACCCGACGAUUACAUAUCGCGAGAAAUUGGAUCAAAUCGAUGAAACAGAUUGCGAUCACUUCGAGAACAUUCAGUCAACCAAUUGGCAGACAAUGAGUGUCCGGUCGUCCAUUAUAUUUGAUAAGGCUUCCCACCGACAAUCCCUGUCCGAUAAAUAUCCCCGGAAAAUAGGUGUAGCGGCACUCAAUACCAUCAUAAUGGGUGCUAACGGUGCCAACUGGUCAUUCAACACCAUGGCUUCAUUAACAUUUGUAGCCUGA